AUGCGAUACGUUAGCUGGUAUGAUCGCGCUUUACCACCAAUAGGAGAUAAUAGAGAUGCUGAAAAUAUUAUUUUGUGGUUGGCCAACUGUUCAGCCCAAAAUAAAAACUGGGCCUUCUUUAGUUUCUGCGUAUAUCUAGCAAAUUCUGCUGACGUCGCUUUAAACUCUCUAACUCUGAAACAAUAUGAACCGGGGCAUACGAUCAUGUCAGCCGAUUAUUUCCAUCACCAGGUAGAGAAGUCCUUGAAGCAAAUGAGAAAAGUAUAUGAUUUCGGAGAUUACAAAGAUGCCGUUCAAAAAGCGAACUCGACGAAAGUGAAAUUGAUUGAAAUGAAAAUUAACAAUUUUUUUAAUUGGGAAGACAAGAGUUCUCAAUAUAAAUUAAGCAGAAUAAAUCCUCUGUCAUAUUUAAGUGAUAUGGUGCAGGUUAAUUUUAAAUGA
This is a messenger RNA of Psylliodes chrysocephalus, 441 nucleotides long. NCBI's taxonomy places the organism in Eukaryota, Metazoa, Arthropoda, Insecta, Coleoptera, Chrysomelidae. The record is from the annotation of a GenBank genome assembly.